This is a messenger RNA of Tetrahymena thermophila SB210, 483 nucleotides long. RefSeq lists its product as hypothetical. The record is from RefSeq and is a predicted model, not a curated record. NCBI's taxonomy places the organism in Eukaryota, Ciliophora, Oligohymenophorea, Hymenostomatida, Tetrahymenidae. The transcript has a single exon.
AUGAGUAAUUUUUAAAGCUUUAACUCCGCUGGUUCUGUUUCAAGCUUUUCCUCUCUUUAAAGUCCCUAGGACACCAUAAGAUAUUUAGAAUAAAGCCUAAAUGAAAUCCAUUACUAAAUAGAUUUUAAUAGAUAAUAAAUGUAUAAUCUAAUUGGAUUUAAAGGUAUAAUUGUAACUUAAUCUACUAUCAACAAAGAUAUGAUGACUAUUGAAAAAUAAUUUAACAUUAUAACCUCAAGGAUGAAUUAAUCUUUUUCCAUAUGCCUAAAGGAAAAAUUAAGAAUUUAUUAUGAUAAAAUUUUAGAACAAAAAAAUUUAUUUAAUAAAAGAAUGAAUUAAAUAAGAUAACAUAAUAUUUGUAGCCCAAUGAUAGUAAAAUACGCAUUGGCCAUAGAAAAAUAUUUUGAAAUUAAAAGUGAGCCUUUAGUUAACUAAGACGAAGACGAUUUUGAUAGCUUAGAAAUUCCUUCCGAACUCUACUGA